AUGGCCAGCCCAGAACGAUUAUCAACUGAAAGCAUCGAAGAUCAAUACUCAUCUUACACAUACUUAACUGACUGUCUAGUUUCAACGAAUCAACAAUCAUCAACAUCAUGUGCUAAGCAGGCAGACACGGAAUCAACACCAAUACUUAUCAAGAAAAGUAUAGUGACGAAUAGAGCUAGUGGUAAUGAUCUAUCUCGGGUUUUAAGUUGGGGUAAACAAUACGAUAUUACACAACUAUUCAAAACGCUUCCUCAAAUCUUUCAUGCCCAACCAGUAGUGCUGGAUUGCUGGGAAAUUAACUUUGAAACAUUGGAAAUGACAACUGCAACAUCCAAUCCUGGCAAUCUGACUGUUCCUCAAUGUCUUUGUUUCGUCCUCGAUCACCCGAAAAUCGUUCCUACUACAAAUCUAACGAAGCAUGAAAAUCAUCUGAAGCCGGUCAAUCACUACUUUUUCCGCUAUAUUAGUUUUGGUUUGGAUGCAGCAAUUAUACUCGAUUUUCACAUUCGUCGACUACGUGAUCCAACUCAAUUUACGUCUUCGUUGAAAAAUAAGAUCCUCUAUUUGAACGAAAGUAGAAAAUAUUUCAAGGAGUUCCUUUUUCCUCCAGCAUGGAAUUUAGGUUUAUACAUGAAAUUGAUUUGUGACGCACAAAAUUUUGACCGGUUCGAUUCGAUCUUGUCAUACAUUAGCGCUGAUGAAUAG
Messenger RNA from Rotaria socialis, 705 nucleotides. The record is from the annotation of a GenBank genome assembly. NCBI's taxonomy places the organism in Eukaryota, Metazoa, Rotifera, Eurotatoria, Philodinida, Philodinidae.